AUGUUCUUGAAUCGCCUGAAAGGCAACCCAAAGAGGAUGCAAGCCUUGCCUGAUGACUUGGCAAAGUUGGUGCGGGACGAAGAUUCAAAGAGCAAAGCCAUCGACUUGAUCGUCGCUGCAGGAGGAGACGAAAAUGAGCUGGUCGGGCAGUGGACUGCAUCGUCCAUUUCUGUGGCGGCGGACAAGGAAAAGGGAAAGAUGAAACCUUUGACGGAACAGGAGUUGAUCGGCAAGUACGGAGCAGUCAAUGCUGCGAAGGUGAUGGAGGAAAAAAGGAAGGCUGGUUUGGAGGUUGAUGAUCCCAAUUGUAAAGGGCUCAAGCUUUACUUGCGCAACGAGUGGCAGAGGGAAUGGACGAGAGGCACAGAAGAACGAAGCAGUUUCACUGCUUCCGGAGAAGUUCGUGCGGGUGACGCUGCCAACGUUGCACAAAUUCUCAGUGUGCCCCGGGGGGCGCUGACAGGGCCCGGCCAGGAUGAUGAGGACAAUGUGGACAUGGAGGAGGACCCAAAGCCACUUCCGAACAAAAAACCAAGGAAAGCCAGGAAAAAUGAAGCCAGCGGCAAAGAGAAAGACGAAGACGAUGAAACUGAGCCGGAAGCACCACGAGUGGAGAAACUUACACGGCUGGACAAGGCGGCAGACUUAAGGGGGCGGGCCCUCUCGAAGGCCAACCACGCUGGCUCGAUGCGGAAGCAGUUGAAAGGAGUCAGCUAUGCGACUGAAUGCCUCAAGGAGAUGACCAACUUCGAGCAGGAGUUCCAGGCGAUCUACGACCAGGUGGACAAGCUCAUCUCUGAGCUGGUCCACGAUGAUGGGGUCUAUCUUCCCAUUGCUACCAGAUAUCUCGAUAUCGCGAAGCGUUAUGAGAGGCCCAGCAAGGUAGCAAACAGCUUGAUCCGAGCUGCGAAGGCGACUCCGAAGGAUCCAACCGCGCCCAAAGGAUCGGCUAAAGCCAACUCCAAGAAGCGCAAAGCCGCGGAGGGAGCCUAG
Molecule: messenger RNA, 993 nt
Organism: Symbiodinium sp. CCMP2592
Lineage: Eukaryota; Dinophyceae; Suessiales; Symbiodiniaceae
Source: the annotation of a GenBank genome assembly